ACAAAGUGCAGCAGUGUUCAGCUCGGAGCUGCCCGAACCGCACACACUGGGCUCCGUUCACUCUGCGCGGAACCAUGACCGAAGCGGACCUCUACACUCUGUACAAGGGAGUCUAUGUACCUAAAGCGGUGCACACACCGGAGAGCCUCAAGUACUACGAAGAGUUUACGUUUCGUCCUGACGACGUUGUCAUCGCAACGUACCCCAAGUCAGGGACAACUUGGAUGCAGGAAAUUCUUCCCCUGAUCGUAAGUGGAGGGGAUCCAGCCUCCGUUGAGACACUGCCUAACUGGGACCGCGUUCCCUGGCUGGAGGAGACCCGGGCCUCCAUACUGAAGCUUGAAGAGCGGCCAUCUCCUCGCUUGUUCACCACGCACUUCCACUAUGACAUGAUGCCGCCGUCCUUCUUUCAAGUAAAACCAAAGGUGGUUUACGUCAUGAGGAACCCCAAAGAUGUGUUCACAUCUGCCUUCCACUACUACAACAGCACCUCGUUCUUGGUGAAACCGGGUCCGCAGAGCGAGUUCCUCCAGAAGUUCCUCACGGGAAAAGUUAUUUUUGGCUCCUGGUUUGACCAUGUGAAAGGCUGGCUGACUGCGAAAGAGAAACUGCAGAUCAUGUACAUCUCCUACGAGGAGAUGGCAAAGCAGGACCUGAGCGACUCUGUGAGCAGGAUCGCUCAGUUCCUGGGGAAGCCUUUGGAGCCCGAAGUUCUGGAGAAGAUAGCCGACAAGUGUUUAUUCAAAAACAUGAAGAAUAACCCUAUGUCCAACUAUUCGGUGGUGCCCCAGGAAUUCAUGGACCAAACAAAGAGUCAGUUCCUUCGCAAAGGAGUCGCCGGAGACUGGAGGAACUUGCUGACGCCAGAUGAGGCUCAGCACUUUGACGCCGUGUUCAAGGAAAAAAUGAAAGACGUGAACUAUAAAUUCAACUGGAAUUAAACCAGUUUAGUGCAGUUGCUCUUCAACUGCACUAAACUGCAGUUGAAGUUUAGUGCAGUGUAUGUUAGACGAGUGACUGAAAAAUUCAAUAUUGUAUCGAGAGUAGUUCAAACUUUGACCUUUUCUUCUGUCACUUAACAAAGUUUCAAAAACAAAAAAAAACAAAACAAACAAACGCUCAACAUUGUGAUCCGUUUUGCCAGGGAAGUCAGAGCUUACCAGGUAAGUGGAACUGGGAAAAUACCUAAAACCAACAUUUCUACUGGUUUUGCAGAAGAGAUUUGGAAAACCAGUGAGGAUAGCAGUAUUGUCUUCAAUAACCAAGCUAACUAUGUUAAGUGACGUUACCCGGGAAUAAAAAAGAUCUCUUAGCAUUUAAGACAUUUAUAAUAUCACUGAAACACUUUAACUACUAUAGUUUGUCAGCUUAGCUUUUCACCGAACCAUAGCAGUUAGCUCUUCACCUUGGCCUAUUGGUUAGCUUUUAACCACUUUAAAUUUUUCUACAAACUCACUGCUGUAUGUCAUCUGAUUGACACAGGCAACAGAACUGUUGCUGAGAGUUGCUGCAGACAACCUCAGCUGAAAAAAUCUUCUGGUCCGGCUUAAAGGGAUAACUCAAUCCCUUUAAGCCGGACCAGAAGAUUUUUAAGAGCUAGGUUUUGUUUUAUGGCUCAGGCGGUCCUGUUGUUGCGUGGUGUUUCACUUUGCCUUCAAAAGCUGCACGCAUUUUACUGGUGUGAUGUAACAGCAUUCCUCACAGCUCAUUACUCAUAUGGUGCAAGGCAUGUGAGAUUGACCUUUCACAUAUUUUGAAAUUUUUUUGGGAUAAUGUUGCUCUUUGGAAAAUGAAGAAGACAUGUUGAGCUGUAGUAUUUCUCUGUGUUGAAGAACAUCUAAAAACCUCAUCCACGCUAAAGUUCAGAUGGCGAAGAAAGGCGUACAUAACACGCCUUCUUAGCACAUAUGAAGAUGCAGCAUAAGUUUUCUAUGCUCAUCUGUAGUAAAGUGGCAAGGAUUUCUACUUGAAGUAAGCGACUUGUAUCCAAUAAAAAUGCCAGGCAUGUUAAAUCCUGAGCAGCUGGAAUUCUAUAAAUACCUGCUUUUCCUAAGCACUUACAUAAUGGCCUUAAAAGAAUGUAUCUAUGAACAUUAAUAAUGUUUCCCCAAAAAAAAUAUUUGUUGAUUUUCAUACAAACUCUUAUAAAAAAUGUUUAACUCAUAGUCCUGUGUCCUUUCAUUGUGCUUUUUAGUGUAAUACUGUAGAAAGUUGUACAAAACAAAUAAAAACCCUUGCACUCUGUGUCUCCA
Poeciliopsis prolifica (blackstripe livebearer) is the source of this 2252-nucleotide messenger RNA. Its product is annotated as sulfotransferase 2A1-like. Gene Ontology annotation, cellular component: cytoplasm. NCBI's taxonomy places the organism in Eukaryota, Metazoa, Chordata, Actinopteri, Cyprinodontiformes, Poeciliidae. The transcript is spliced from 6 exons. Gene Ontology annotation, biological process: sulfation. Gene Ontology annotation, molecular function: sulfotransferase activity. The coding region runs from base 75 to 941 and encodes 288 amino acids. The record is from RefSeq and is a predicted model, not a curated record.